Messenger RNA from Triticum dicoccoides, 1040 nucleotides. Its product is annotated as SNAP25 homologous protein SNAP33-like. The transcript is spliced from 6 exons. Gene Ontology annotation, molecular function: SNAP receptor activity. NCBI's taxonomy places the organism in Eukaryota, Viridiplantae, Streptophyta, Magnoliopsida, Poales, Poaceae. The record is from RefSeq and is a predicted model, not a curated record. Gene Ontology annotation, cellular component: plasma membrane; SNARE complex. Bases 150 to 920 code for a protein of 256 amino acids.
AUCCAAUAAAGGCAGAUAGAUUGCUCGCCUCCUCUUUUGCCCUCCAAGGCGGGCGGAGGAACGGGAGGACAAAAUCUAUCUCGAACCUGCCCCUUGUUUAUAAUAGCGUAGAAUUAUUAUUACUACUAUAUUUUCACUUUGACAACAAGAUGCCUGUGGCACGAGGCGCCAAGAAGCCGGGUCCUGUCGACUCCGACUCUGACGACGAUGGUCUCAUCUCCAAAAAGCCGACCAAAUCGUCCACCUAUUCGGUUCCUACCGGCAACAAGAAGCAGUACAAGGAUGGGUUCAAGGACUCCGGCGGGCUGGAGAACCAGUCGGUGGAGGAGCUCGAGAACUACGCGGCGUACAAGGCCGAGGAGACCACGGACACGCUCAACGGCUGCCUCCGUAUCGCUGAGAACAUCAAGGAGGAUGCUGCCAACACGAUGAUAACCCUGCAAAAGCAGGGAGAGCAGAUCAGCAGGACCCACGAGAAAGCCGUCGAGAUCGAUCAGGACCUCGCCAAGGGUGAGGGGCUCCUGAAUAGCCUUGGAGGGUUCUUCUCCAAGCCAUGGAAGCCCAAGAAAACAAAGAAGAUCAAGGGGCCAGUGUCGCGAGAUGAUUCCUUCAAAAAGAAGACGAGCCGAAUGGAACAGAGGGAUAAGCUAGGGCUGAGCCCUCGAGGGAAGGGGAAUACCCGCGAGUACGGCGAUGCCACAAAUGCCAUGGACAAAGUUCAGUUGGAGAAGAAAAAGCAGGAUGAUGCCCUCGACGACCUCAGUGGCGUGCUGGGGCAGCUCCAGGGCAUGGCUGUUGACAUGGGAUCAGAGCUUGAUAGGCAAAACAAAGCACUCGAUGAUAUGCACGGCGACGUGGAAGAACUCAACUCCAGGGUGAAGCAAGCGAACCAGCGCGCCCGCAAGAUUCUCGCCGAUUAGUCGAUCGUCAAACAUGUCUGCAAGCGUUAUUAUGAGUAGUUGACAAACAUGUCUGCAAAUGUUAUUAUAAGUAUCAACCACUAUUUGCAGAGAAAACGAAAAUGAGAGAUUGUUGUUGAA